UGCGAGACUCUUCUCUUUCUCUCUCUAUAACUGCCUUAUUUUCUCGCUCCCUUUCUUCUCUCUUCCUCUCUCUCUCUCUCUCUCUCUCUCUCUCUGUUUUCCCGGAAUUGUGGACGCACAGAUCUUUCCCCCGACAAAUUUGGUGUACAAAUUUCUGUACCGAGAAACAAAAAAAUGCGGAGUUUCACUUUCUUCGAACGAGUUUCUAGAGCUUUCCGUGACCAUGAGUCGCAGUUGAAGCUUGUGCUGCUCUGCACCACCGUAAGUGGUGGUGGUCUUUUGGCUUACGGUGAGGCUGUCGGUGCAUCUGAAGCGGCGGUGACCGACAAGAAAAAGGUGGUGGUGCUGGGAACUGGCUGGGCAGGCACGAGUUUCUUGAAGAAUCUGAACAAUCCCAGGUAUGAGGUUCACGUGGUGUCGCCUCGCAAUUAUUUUGCGUUCACUCCUUUGCUGCCUAGUGUUACCUGCGGCACCGUCGAAGCGCGCAGCAUUGUUGAACCCGUCCGCAAUAUUUUUAGGAAGAAAAAGGUGGACGUUGAAUACAGUGAAGCAGGAUGUGUCAAGAUUGAUGCAGCAAACAGGAAAGUUUACUGUCGAUCUAAUAUAAGCAAUAAUUUGAACGUAAAAGAAGAAUUUGUCGUGGACUAUGACUACCUAAUCAUAGCCGUGGGAGCAAAUGUCAACACAUUUAAUACUCCCGGAGUGGUCGAGAAUUGCCAUUUCUUGAAGGAAGUUGAAGAUGCACAGAAGAUUAGAAGAACCGUUAUUGACUGCUUUGAGAGAGCAAGUUUGCCUAGUGUAAGUGAAGAAGAAAAGAAGAGAAUUCUUCAUUUCGCUAUUGUUGGAGGUGGUCCAACUGGAGUGGAGUUUGCUGCCGCACUUCAUGACUUUGUCAUUGAGGAUUUGGUCAGGUUAUAUCCUGGGAUAAAAGAUUUAGUUAAGAUUACGCUUCUGGAGGCAGGAGAUCAUAUUUUGAGCAUGUUUGACAAAAGAAUCACUACUUUUGCAGAAGACAAAUUCCGAAGAGAUGGAAUUGAUGUGAAAACAGGAUCGAUGGUUGUGAAGGUAUCUGAGAAAGAAAUAUCUACUAAAGAAUUGAAAAAUGGAGGAGAAAUUACUACAAUUCCAUAUGGAAUGGCUGUCUGGUCAACUGGUAUUGGCACUCGUCCAUUUAUAAAAGAUUUUAUGGCACAAAUUGGUCAGACUAACAGACGUGCUAUAGCUACUGAUGAAUGGUUGAGGGUUGAAGCAACCAACAAUGUGUAUGCGCUUGGUGAUUGUGCUACAAUAAACCAGCGAAAAGUCAUGGAAGAUAUUGCGGCAAUAUUUAAGAAGGCUGACAAAGACAAUUCAGGAACACUUACAGUCAAAGAAUUUCAAGAGGUAUUGGAUGACAUCUGUGAAAGAUACCCUCAGGUGGAGCUAUAUCUGAAGAAUAAUCAGAUGAACGACAUUGCUGAUUUGUUGAAGGAACCCAAGGGAGAUGUAAAAAAAGAAUCUAUUGAACUGAAUAUUGAAGAACUCAAAACAGCACUUUCUAAAGUGGAUUCUCAGAUGAAAUUUCUUCCUGCCACAGCUCAGGUUGCAUCUCAGCAAGGCACCUACCUGGCCAAGUGUUUUAACCGGAUGGAAGAGUGUGAAAAAAAUCCAGAGGGUCCUAUCAGGUUCAGGGGAGAAGGGCGUCAUCGCUUCAAACCCUUUAGGUAUCAGGAUCAUUUUAACUUACUAGCUCUAUGCUUUUAUCAUUCUCUUUACGUUGACAUGCAAGGUUUUUCAUUAGUUGGCCAAUGUUUUACUCAUUGCUACAUGAUUGAUUGUUCCUCAAGGUACAAGCAUUUAGGUCAGUUUGCUCCUCUGGGAGGAGAGCAGACAGCUGCACAGCUUCCUGGGGAUUGGAUUUCAAUUGGACGAAGCAGUCAAUGGAUGUGGUAUUCUGUCUAUGCAAGCAAGCAAGUCAGCGGGCGCACAAGGGCGUUAGUAGUAUCAGACUGGAUAAGACGCUUUAUUUUUGGGAGGGACUCGAGUCAAAUCUGAAAGAGUUUUAACAUUUUCCGGAGUCUUGCAGUUGCAAUAUCUCAUAGCUCGUCUACCUUGCAUUUUAUUUUAAUAUAGGAAAUUUUUGUUUCAAUUCCUAAUUCUUUGAAUAAGUACACAAGUAGACUCCCAGCGGGGAUGUCACAGGUGGCAUUUGUAAUCAUGCUUUACCACUUUUAACUUAAAAGUAUCAAUUUCUUACAUACCCUUUCCCUUUUUCUUUCAUGCUUUUGGUAUUGGAAUUGCGGCAUUAGUGAAUCUGGAAGUUUUACAGAUUCAUUUUGGAGAAGCUUGGUGAUGUAAGUGUUAGCCCCUCAUGCCUAAUCGUUCAUGUUAUAUGGAUUGGAUAUUUUUGUUAUUUUUCCAUUUUUGGAAUUUCUGCCCUAGGAAAUAAUUGAAAUUCAUACCAAUGCUU
Gastrolobium bilobum is the source of this 2449-nucleotide messenger RNA. RefSeq names its product external alternative NAD(P)H-ubiquinone oxidoreductase B2, mitochondrial-like. The transcript has 9 exons. The coding region runs from base 175 to 2034 and encodes 619 amino acids. The record is from RefSeq and is a predicted model, not a curated record. Gene Ontology annotation, molecular function: calcium ion binding; NADH dehydrogenase activity. NCBI's taxonomy places the organism in Eukaryota, Viridiplantae, Streptophyta, Magnoliopsida, Fabales, Fabaceae.